Messenger RNA from Plutella xylostella (diamondback moth), 3232 nucleotides. RefSeq lists its product as uncharacterized. The record is from RefSeq and is a predicted model, not a curated record. Lineage: Eukaryota; Metazoa; Arthropoda; Insecta; Lepidoptera; Plutellidae.
ACCGCCGACUGUCAGCCGACCCGCCGCAGCCGUCAAAGUCGCAAACGCAAAGUGCAAAUCAGAAAAAAUUCAACUCACGCCGCCAUUUUUCGGUUGACAUCGAACAAUAUUUUAGUAUUAGUGACUAUAAGUGCUAAAAGUUAAGUGGUGCAAUUGUAUUUACAACCAAAAAUGGAUUUAAAAAAGCUAAAAUCCGCAAGGGGCUUCGUAAAAGAUGGUUAUACGUCUCGGGCAUAUCAACUCGAGCGGGACCUGGACGCCGAACCCAGCCUGGAGGAUUUGCUCUGCUAUCUGGAAAAAAGGGCUCUGGCGCUGGAGGGCACCGACCAGAGUCACCACCAACCACCCCAAGCAAGAUGGUCGAACUACGGGAAGGUAGCAGCACAUGCAGCCGCAGCUGACAAGCCGCCAACCUGCUUAAAUUGUGCUACUGCCGGAGAAGAGCAGUGUGACUCCUGCCAACAACAGCGGGAAGCAGUCGCCAGCUCAGAAUGAUCUGCACAUCUUUAACACACACUUCGGCCACAUCAUCGGAGGGAGUCUGCCGACAGGUUCCAUUAAGGGUCAAAUAUUAUGUAAUAAGGUAGUGCUAAAAUGUGAAAUGGAUCUCAAUGAAACACUAGGCCAAUUUUGGACAAAUGAAAAAGUACCUGAAAUAUUUUCAGAGAAGUCUCCAGAACAUGAGCUCUGUGAGCAAAUAUUCCAAAAUUCAGUAGAACUCAAAGAUAAACAGUUUCAAGUUCCAUUGCCCUUGAAAUUACCUCUGUCUGAAGUAAAAGAGACACUAGGUGAUUCAUUUAAUUUGGCUCUGAAAAGAUUUCAUAACUUAGAAAAGAAAUUAAUGGCAAACCCAGAGCUAUUCAUGCAAUAUAAACAAUUCAUACAUGAAUUUUUAUCUCUUGGUCAUGGUCACUAUGUCGACAUUGAGAUGUAUGACAUCAAUAAACAGGCAGCUUACUACAUGCCUCACCAUGCAAUAAUUAAGCCAGAGAGUAAAACAACAAAAGUACGCUCGGUGUUUGAUGCGAGCAUGAAAACAAACAAGAAAGUAUCAUUGAAUGACUUACAGUUGAAUGGUCCUGUGGUUCAGAGAGAUCUAUUUGAUAUUAUGCUGUUGUUCAGAUUAGGUAGGUAUACCAUUACCUCAGACAUCAAGCGCAUGUUCAGGAACAUCCUGGUAGAUCCAGCGUUCACAUCGCUGCAAAACAUUCUCUGGAGGGACGAUCCCAGUCAACCAAUAAAAUGCAUUAGACUAGAUAGGGUAACCUAUGGUCUCAAGAGUUCGAGUUAUUUAGCUACUAGAUGUUUAAUAGAACUAGCUAACAGGUAUGAGAAUGAAUAUCCCUUAGCUGCAUUCAUACUAAGGAACAACACUUAUGUCGACGACGUGUUGUAUUCUCACAAUGAUUUAGCCACAGUACGUGAAGCUAAACAACAAUUAUGCUCGUUAUUGAGUUUAGGCAGUUUUAACACUCAUAAGUGGUCCUCCAACAACGAGUUGGUUUUGUCAGAUAUACCAUUGGAGGAUCAACACUUUGACAGUAUUGAUUUGCAAAAAGACAACUACAAUAUGAAAACCCUAGGUCUUCAGAUUAAUACUAAAGAGGAUAAUUUUAUCAUAACUUCACCAGGAACGUUCGAUACAAAUCUACUCACAAAAAGAAGCAUACUUAGUUAUAUAGGUAGGUGCUACGAUCCGAUCGGUUUCAUAAAUCCGAUAAUAGUAGUAGCAAAAUCAAUAAUGCAGAAGUUAUGGAUCAACAACACAGAUUGGAAUUCAUGCCCUCCAACUGAUGUAGAAAGGGAAUGGAUCCAAUUCACUGAAGACUUAAGAGUCAUGGAACCAAUUCAAAUCAAUAGAAAUGUAAGGUUUUCAGACGAAGACACAGUGGAGUUGAUCGGGUUUGCAGAUGCAUCCAGUUCCACGGCACACGGUUGUUGCAUCUAUCUGCGAGUAACCACCCCAACAGGUAAUACCACGUUACAUCUACUCUGUUCUAAGUCUAGAAUAAACCCUAUACAAAAAAAGGGGAUGACAGUGCCAAGGCUCGAAUUGAAUGCCGCACUAUUGUUAUCUAAAUUAAUGUCGAAAACAUACGACACAUUAAAAUUAAAAGUUAAUGUGAGCAAAGUUUACUUAUUUAGUGACUCACAGAUUGUCCUAGCAUGGCUCAAAAUGGAAUUAACGAAUUUACAAGCAUAUGUCGCAAACAGAGUAAAUGUAAUCCGUCAGCACACCGUCAGCUGGCAAUGGUUGUAUAUUACUACUGAUAAUAACCCAGCUGACCUCGUAAGCAGAGGCGUCAGGCCGCAUGAGCUGUCAAGUUGCGAGCAAUGGUGGCACGGCCCACGUUUCCUGAAUGACAGUGAGUAUAACUUUCCUAUUACUGAAACGAACACUUCAUCUGAUUUACCAGAAGUGAAGCACUGCUUAGUGCUCUCCAGCGACCACGGGUCUCACACAGGCCCGCUCGAGUAUGUGUUGGAGCGCUUAGUCAGCAAUUGUUCUGAUCUUAGAAAGAUGGUUAGACUCUUAGCAUACAUAUUGCGAUUUCUAAACAAUAUGAAUAAAAAUAAAACUAAAAUAAAUCACGACUAUUUGUCUAGUGCUGAAUUAAAUUCCGCUUUAAUGCUUAUAAUAAAGUACGAACAACAUAAAUAUUUCGAAACAGAGAUAGAUUCUUUGUGCAAAAAUUACAAUCUAAAAGGAAACUUGUCAAAUUUACAUCCUUUUGUAGAUAACGAAGGCCUCCUGCGCGUAGGUGGUAGACUUGACCAUGCUGAUAUAACUUACAACCAAAAACAUCCAGUUAUAUUACCAAGAGAAUCUCACAUUACUACACUGCUUAUUAGAAGUGAGCAUGAAAGACUACUGCACGCAGGUCCUAAGCUAUUAUUAUCUAGUUUAAAUCAAAGAUUUUGGAUUUGUAAUGGAUUAUCAGAAGUUAAAAAAAUAACUCACAAAUGUAUUACAUGUUUCAGACAAAAGGCUACAGUAGCCAAACAACUCAUGGGUUCAUUACCGGCUAGUAGAGUAACAUCUACCAAUAGAGCUUUCGUGCGAGUAGGUGUAGACUUCGCUGGACCUAUCGAUGUUAAAUUGUCACGCCGUCGCAGUAGUCGGGCGAGUGCCAGGCUAACCAGGCUUCGUGCUGCGGGCGGCCGGCUGCGCCGCGCGCCACCGCCGACCCCGGCCUCACGAGCUCCCUGCACCCGCGUCAUCGUCAGCUGA